UGUAACUUUCCCCUGCUCGGCGUUGCUCUUAGUCCUUAUCAACAGCUGACCCACGAACAUGACGUCUUCGUCGCCAUGUACGGACACUCCGAGGACGAACGUCUCGCGAACCUGGGCACCAUCAGGUUCUGUGUGGACUACGUCUAUGUGUGCAGAGAUAUCGUCGAGGUCGUCCUCGCCAAGAUCAAGCACUAUGCCCGCCGCGAGGACAAUUUUGGCAAGGGUUUGGCUGAUAUGGUGCCCCUCUGGCGGAGACGACUAUUGCGCUGGUUGAGUUGCCACGAGGAUGUCGAAGGCGAGCUUGAUGGCUUCUAUGAGACGAUCGUCUCGGGCUGCCGGCAGAUACAGGCUCACAUCGGUGCUGGCGAUUUUCCGGAGCUGGCUGCCUCCCUAAUGGACGUCCGUGACUACGCCCAUGCCGCCAGACUCGGCAUCAGCUGUAAGAUCGAAGAACUAAGGUAUAGCAUCUGCGAUUGGAACUUGCCAGACAAGACACUCGAGAGUCGGUUAAGGGAACUACUGGAUAUUGAGCGAUCCUGCCUCGAUGGUGAAGGAGAUAUAUUUGAGAUCGAUGGCCCCGUUUCGCCCUUAUCAUUUCAUCUAGAUGACGAAGAUGAGUUUGAACUAGACUACGAUAUCACAUGCACCAUUACACCGCAUCCUUCUGGUACAGCAGUGUACACCAACUUUACUUCGCAUAUGUAGUACCUCUGGUCAUAAAGGUGUUUUUAACUCUUAUGAAAGAUUGUAGUUGGUUUAUUAUUACG
Molecule: messenger RNA, 767 nt
Organism: Truncatella angustata
Lineage: Eukaryota; Fungi; Ascomycota; Sordariomycetes; Amphisphaeriales; Sporocadaceae
Exons: 1
Coding region: 76-705 (209 amino acids)
Source: RefSeq, a predicted model, not a curated record